AUCAUAAGCCAGACAGCCAGACCGAGCGCACGCACGGCCACAGCUCGCCACACGAAAGCGCCGCACACUGUUGUGAUUUCCGACAUAUUGAUCCUUUUCUCUAGGGUCUGCUAUUGUUUUGCCUACAGUCAUACAUAUAUCUUAAGCCCAAAUGGCAACCUCCAACGAUGUUGAGGCCCCACUCCUAAGUGCUGCCGCGCCUGCACCGCGCCACAGCGGCAACGGCGCGCAUUCUCAUUCGCACCAUCAUCACGACGACGAUAUCCACUCACACGCCGGCUCUGAUGAGCAUGUGCACUACUCGCACCGCCUGCCCUGGCUCCGUGCCUUCGUGCUCGGCGCGACAGAUGGACUGGUUAGCGUGGCCGCCCUGAUGCUGGGUGUGGGCGGCGGCAGCGAGUCGCUAACCACCCUGCGCCUGGCAGGUAUUGCGGCCUGGAUCGCCGGGGCGCUCUCUAUGGCUGUGGGAGAGUACAUCUCUGUCGCAUCGCAGCGCGACACGGAGGAGGCGGACAUUGAGAAGGAGCGGCAGCAGCAGCUGAAGGGCCCCGCGGCCCGCGCCCAUGAGCUGCAGGAGCUGACUGAGAUCUACAUUGGCCGCGGCCUCACGCCCGAGCUGGCGCGGCAGGUGGCGGAGCAGCUCACGGAGAAGGACGUCAUCCGCGCGCACGCACGUGACGAGCUGGGCAUCGACCUGGACGAGAUGGCCAAUCCGAUGCAGGCUGCCUGCGUGUCUGCUCUGGCCUUCACUGCUGGCGCCCUGAUACCGCUGCUGGGUGGCGCCUUCAUCACCGACGCGCGCAUCCGCCUGGCGGUGGUGGCGGUGGCGGCCACUCUGGGGCUGCUGGCCUUCGGCCUCAUGGGCUCCGUGUUGGGCGGUGCCAAGCCCCUCAUCGGGUCCAUUCGGGUGCUGGUGGGCGGCUGCCUGGCCAUGGGCAUCACGUUCGGGGUGGGACACGUGCUGGGGGCCAACCCGGGCGCGCUGUAAGGGCGCGGAAGUCGGGGCGCGCGCGCACACGUCUGCACUAUGACAGCUGGGCUUGCAGAAGCAGGCGGUUCGGCCGCCAGCUGGAAUGCGCUAUAUGUUGGGUAUCGGCUGAGGAGCUCCGGAGCUCCGGAGGAUGAGUGCGGUAUGUAAACCAGGUUGGGGCUGUAUGUUUCUACGGUAUUGCGGUUUUGCUGACGCCGCCUGUGCGGCCUGAUUCGUCACGUGCCGCAUACGUUGCAAGGUCACGUGGGGACACGACAGGCUGACGCACGUGGUGCAGUUGCGUGAAGCGGCAUGCGUGCUCGCCUGCCUUUCUGGGUUGCGCGCAGCACUUGGGAGCAGUACCACUGCAAACGCUCUUCCCGCGUGCUUGUGCGUUCGGCGUUAUUCAUCGGUAUGGCAUCCAAUGUGCGGAGGGUUGUAUGGCAUGGUCCCGCCUUAAGGGUUGCAAUGUUGCUAGGUCACAGAUAGCACAGGCGUACUGCAAUGACGGCGCAUGCGGCACACGGUUUAGUAAAGCACGAGCAUACGGAAUGCUCGUAUCGGGUGUGGAUGAUGCACCGCCUGUCCAGAACUUAAGCGAAGCGUGAUGCCAGGGUUGCUGCAUCACGUGCUUCAGCACUUGCGCGUUGAUGCGUUAGAGGUGUGGGUAUGGGCUUUAGGCUUGGCGUGGAGCGCACAUCAGGGCCCCCGAAUCCGAACCAACGUCCAUUGGGUCGACGCGUGCUCCGGAAUGUUUCUGCCAGGACAAUAAGAUUCGAUGGGUUCGCCGAAGGUUGAUUGAUGGAAUGCAAACGGCCUCAUCUCCGGCGUUUCUUCGCACUCCGAGGGCCCGUGUUGCCAUGUUGGCUGCUGUUGGGAACUCCAUUGCAGAGUGUGAGGAUUACAGCCCGCGGUCCCUGCCCGGGUGCCACGAGGGAAUGCGGUCGUUGCCUUUUUGCCUUCGAAGUGCGCUUGUCGCCAAGUCGUUAAACGUAAUGUAAAUGCGAGGUAUG
Molecule: messenger RNA, 1983 nt
Organism: Chlamydomonas reinhardtii
Lineage: Eukaryota; Viridiplantae; Chlorophyta; Chlorophyceae; Chlamydomonadales; Chlamydomonadaceae
Exons: 8
Coding region: 152-988 (278 amino acids)
Biological process (GO): intracellular manganese ion homeostasis
Cellular component (GO): membrane
Molecular function (GO): manganese ion transmembrane transporter activity; iron ion transmembrane transporter activity
Source: RefSeq, a predicted model, not a curated record